Molecule: messenger RNA, 2499 nt
Organism: Penicillium olsonii
Lineage: Eukaryota; Fungi; Ascomycota; Eurotiomycetes; Eurotiales; Aspergillaceae
Source: the annotation of a GenBank genome assembly
AUGACCAGCAAGAAGCAAAAAAAGGCGCAUAGCUUGCCCGGCGGCGAUGAAACACCGCGAAAUGAAGCCACUCCAGAUAGAUCUGUCUUGCACAGCGCACCGCCGGCGACACAGCGGCCAGGAGCGUUUAGUUCAGCGACUGACGCUGCAGGGAGGGCGACAAAUUCAGCACCGGCGUUGGGAGAUUCCAACUCUUUUCCGACGUCAAAAGUGGCCAUACCCCGCCAGCCGCUGGGGUCCACGCAACGCUACAGUCGUCGCGUGCCCCGGGCAUGUGAGUCCUGCAGGCAACGAAAGACAAAAUGCAGUGGCGAUGCACCCGUUUGCCGUCAAUGCCGCGAGCUCCGGGUCGCUUGUCAAUAUCCGAUGGGGUGGAGGGACAAGAUGAAGCAUCGGUUUCAGUAUGACCUGAAGGGAGAUCUCAAUUAUGACAAUGCUAUCUCACGCCCUCCAACUUCCCAAGCUGGGGUGGAUGGAAUUCAGGCUUCUCCCCUGUCCUCAAUCGGGUCGUUAGACGCAAUUGACCGGGUGGACGAAGAUCACAACAGGACAGAAGACUCACGGGCCACAGGCUACAUGGGCAAAAGCUCGGAGAUCACUUGGAUUCAACGUUUGCAACGAGAAGCCGAACAGCGGUCCCAUGGAAAGUCCGGCUCUUUGGAGCCACGCCCCGACGAAGAUCAGGAGACGAAGGAGAAAUUCUCACUUCACGCCUUGAACUAUCAUCUGGACGACCUCAGUAUCUCUGUUCCUGAGCCGGUACAGGAAUACAGCAUGCCCCCUCGAGACCAAGCAGAUCACCUACUAGCCACCUAUCUCGAAAUGGUGCACCCGUUUUUCCCAAUCAUCAGCAAACCAUUAUUCAACGCACAAUUCCGGUCAUUUUUCGACAGUUCGGCACAAUUCCGUGGCAUCCGACCCGGCGACAAAUGGCUUGCCAUUCUCAAUAUGAUCUUCGCCAUCGCUGCCAAUCAUGCCGAUCUCACAAAUGCGCCGUGGCAUGGAUCGGGGACAGCCCACCUGAUUUACCUCGCCCGGGCUCGACGUUUGAGUAUGAGCAGUCAAGAUCUGUUCAGUCAUCCAGACCUUCAGCAGGUCCAGGUGGAAGGCCUCAUUGCAUUUUAUCUACUUUCCACCAAUCAGAUCAACAGGGCCUGGAGAAUUUCGGCUUUGGCCGUGCGCUCUGCUAUCACACUGGGGUUGAAUUUGAGGAACAACAACUCCAUCACUCCUAAUGUCUCCAAAGAAUCCAGAUAUAAAGUGUGGUGGUGCAUCUAUUCCCUGGAGCAUAUGCUUGGGAUCAUGACGGGUAGACCAUCAUGUACACUGGACGGAGGGUCUGCUACUCCUCUACCGCUGCCUUUUGACGAAGACCAACUCAAGACGGACCCGACGGCCAUUGAGAUGCUCAAUAACCCACAACUACGCGAGUCUAGGAUUCGAAAUGUUAUGGCAAGCUCGUGGGAUCGUACUCAAGGCUCUACUCGGGAGAAUGUCCCCCAAGCCGAUCCAUCAUGGGUCAAAGGUCUUCCAGCAGCCUUUGGGGUAUGCUAUCUGUACUACUGUGAUCUAACGGUGAUCACACAAGAAGUCCUCCAAAAGAUAUACUCUACGCAUUGUGUCCUGCUACCGUGGGCGGAGAUCGAAAGUCGGAUUGAUGAAUUGCGAUCCCGUUUCGACCUGUGGCGAUCCAACUUGCCGCCCGCACUUGAAUUUACAGAACGGACAGACCAUGAUGGCCCUGAUCGUCUUCGAUGCAAGUUAUUAUUGGGAUUUCACUAUUACAGCUCCCGGAUCACACUGGGGCGACCGUGUCUCUGCCGGCGAGACGCCCGUCAAAAUGGAUCCACGCCAACUUUCAGCCACACAAUGGCCCUAAUGACCUUGGAUUCUGCCACUUGCAUGAUUAAUCUGAUAUCAGAUGAGCCCAACAUUCUCCAGCUCUAUCAGAUGUGCCCCUGGUGGUGCAUCCUACGACUACUCAUGCAGGCAGCCGUUGUCAUCCUUCUCGAGCUCUCCUUUGGCAGCGUCCACAUUCCCGAAGAUGAGUCCAAGUUUGUACAGCUGGUCAAGAAAUGUAUACGAUGGUUCUUUGCCAUGCCUGAACCCAGCGCCCAGCGCGCCUGGCGUCUGUGUGAUUCCAUCUUCCGAAAGCUCGCCCGAGGAAUGAAGUACAGCACUACGGAUAUCCCAUCUCAAGCCUCCUCACGAGAUCACUCCCAUCUUUCCAGUCGCUCGCUGCCGCCUCAUCACCCACCCGACGUCGCGCAGGAUUACUUCAACCUUCAACCUGAAGACAUGUCCCUCUUUGGGUCGCAUUCUACAACUGAGCUCCCGCUCUGGACGAAUUUCCUCGGUCACUCCACCCCGGGGCUGACGCCUCCUGUGCAGGACCCUUUGGCACCUGCCGACCCCUAUCUUCCUUAUGAUCCUUUGGGUGAUGACUUUAUCCGUGCCUUCUUUGCGGCUCCUGGGGAAGACAACAGGGAAAAUCGCUGA